Linderina pennispora is the source of this 1251-nucleotide messenger RNA. RefSeq names its product Ser33 protein. The transcript is spliced from 5 exons. The record is from RefSeq and is a predicted model, not a curated record. Gene Ontology annotation, molecular function: NAD binding; oxidoreductase activity, acting on the CH-OH group of donors, NAD or NADP as acceptor. The coding region runs from base 1 to 1251 and encodes 416 amino acids. NCBI's taxonomy places the organism in Eukaryota, Fungi, Kickxellomycota, Kickxellomycetes, Kickxellales, Kickxellaceae.
AUGGUUGACAAGACUUCCACCGGCAGCGAACUCAACACUGUGCCUGUGUCCCGUCGUGCCAGCUUCAACCUGCGCGACUCGCACACGCGCCGCCUGAAGCCGUUCAACAGCGGCGACAUCAAGAUCCUUCUGCUCGAGAACAAGGCCGGGUACCAGGUCGAAUUCCACACCAAGGCACUCGACAAGGCCACGCUUAUUGAGAAGAUCAAGGACGUGCACGCCGUCGGCAUCAGGAAGUGCUGUCCCAUGCCUAACAAGCUGCUCACCAUUGGCUGCUUCUGCAUUGGCACCAACCAGGUCAACCUCAGCUAUGCGGCGUCUCGCGGUAUUUCCGUCUUCAACUCGCCGUUCAGCAACAGCCGCAGCGUGGCCGAGCUGGUCAUUGCCGAGAUCAUUUUGCUGGCACGGCAGCUGGGCGACCGCUCGCGCGAGAUGCACGAGGGCGUGUGGAACAAGGUGUCGAAGAAGUGCUACGAGAUCCGCGGCAAGACGCUGGGCAUCGUCGGCUACGGCCACAUCGGCACACAGCUCGGCGUGCUCGCCGAGUCGCUUGGCAUGAACGUGAUCUGGUUCGACAUCCUGCCGGUGAUGCCCAUCGGCAUGAGCCGCAACACCGACACGCUCGACGAGCUGCUCGGCCAGGCCGACUUUGUGUCGCUGCAUGUUCCCGAGACACCCGAGACCAAGAACAUGAUCGGCGCGCGCGAGCUGGCGCUGAUGAAAGCAGGGCUCAUACCUGAUCAACGCGCGCUGUCCGAGUCCCUGCAGUCCGGCCACCUGGGCGGCGCUGCCGUCGACGUGUACCCGUCGGAGCCGCUGGCCAACGGGCCCGGAUUCGACAGCCCGCUGCGCAACUGCCCGAACACGCUGCUGACUCCGCACAUUGGCGGGUCGACCGAGGAGGCGCAGCGCAUGAUCGGCGUGGAGGUCGCCACGGCCAUCACCAAGUACAUCAACACCGGUGCUACCGUCAACGCCGUCAACUUUGCCGAGUGCGACCUGCGCGCCAUCCCGUCUAGCGAUCUCACCACUGUGCGCAUUGUCAACGUGCACCAGAACGUGCCGGGUGUGCUGCGGCAAAUCAACAACAUUCUGGCCGACUACAAUGUCAACAAGCAGAUCUCGGACUCCAAGGGCGACGUCGCCUACUUCAUGGCCGAUGUCACCGUCAACGACCAGAAGGAGAUCAGCACUAUCUACGAGGAGAUUACAGGCAUCCAGGAGAACAUCAUCACCCGUGUCCUCUUCUAA